Messenger RNA from Colletotrichum godetiae, 1191 nucleotides. RefSeq names its product concanavalin A-like lectin/glucanase domain-containing protein. The coding region runs from base 1 to 1191 and encodes 396 amino acids. The record is from RefSeq and is a predicted model, not a curated record. Lineage: Eukaryota; Fungi; Ascomycota; Sordariomycetes; Glomerellales; Glomerellaceae. Gene Ontology annotation, molecular function: hydrolase activity, hydrolyzing O-glycosyl compounds. Gene Ontology annotation, biological process: carbohydrate metabolic process. The transcript has a single exon.
AUGUCUUUCAGACGGGCACCUCUCGUGAGCCUCGCUCUCACGCUGUUGCCGUUGGUAGUGGCUGACGACCACCCCUACGUCGCCGAUUCAGUGUGCGACUGCUACUUGACCAACUCAUCAGAGAGCUAUUUCAGCAACCAUUUGUUCUUUGACUUCCGCAACCUCGGCCAAUACGCCGGGGUCCCAGAUGCCCUCACCGACUGGGAUGCGAGUGCCAACGCAAACACAACGUCCGACUAUUUCAACUCGGACGCAUGGGGCGCGAUAUGGGGUAUCCAGAACUGGAACAACACGGACCGCAAGGGGAAAGACGGCAACGAUGCCACAGUCAACAUGGUCAACUCGCCCAACAACAUUUACAUUGAAAAGAACAACGACAAGGACGCGACCUCGGACACCUUUAUGAGCAUGCGUACCGUCCGCUUCGAAGACUUCCAGUCCUCGGCCGAGAUGGAGUCCGUCUCCAUGGGCUACCACUUCGUCUCGGUCCGCAUGCUCGCCCGCACCCUCGGCGACCCGGGCGCCUGCACGGCGCUCUUCACCUACCGCGAGGCCGACAAGUACGCCGACGUGCAGGAGGCCGACAUUGAGGUGCUGACCAAGGACCCGGACGACCGCAUCCAGUACACCAACCAGCCGUCAUUCGACUCGAGCGGCAACACGAUUGACAAGUCGACGCAGAACGGCACAAUGCCCCGGGGCACCUCGUGGCGCGACUGGGCCGUCCACCGCCUCGACUGGGACGCAAAGGACAGCACCUGGCUCGUCGACGGGUCCGAGACGUCGAGCAUCGCCUUCCAGGUGCCUCGCGACCCCAGCCGUGUCAUGCUCAACUCGUGGAGCGACGGCGGGUCGUGGUCUGGCGUCAUGGAGGUCGGGCACUCGGCCGUCAUGCAGAUUCAGUGGAUCGAAAUGGUAUUUAAUUCCACGGAAUCGUCUUCGAAGCGCGAUGUUCUCGAUAAGAGCUACCACCAGGCUGCUGGGCUCGGUCCCAGGGGUCACCUGGACCGCCGCCGCGGCGAGGGCAAGUGCCAGAUUGUGUGCAGUAUCGAUUCGUCCGCCACCGUUGGCGAAGCUGUGAUGCUGCACAAUGGUACGGCGCCGGGCCAGCUUUUGGGACAGUCGAGCGCCAUGGCUUUCUGGGUGCCUGUGGCGUUGAUGUCGGCCAUGUUUUACCAGUUGUGGGCGUGA